Molecule: messenger RNA, 537 nt
Organism: Talaromyces atroroseus
Lineage: Eukaryota; Fungi; Ascomycota; Eurotiomycetes; Eurotiales; Trichocomaceae
Exons: 2
Coding region: 1-537 (178 amino acids)
Biological process (GO): autophagy of mitochondrion
Cellular component (GO): mitochondrial outer membrane
Source: RefSeq, a predicted model, not a curated record
AUGGCCUCUAUCUUCCACUUUGCAUUCCCCCUCCGGCCAGCAUGCACCAUCCUCGGCGCCGGCAUAGGUCUUUCCAUGCUUCAUCCCUCGUCCCCCUUCCGCUCUGCACCGCUCCAAUGCCAGUACAACGCUCCAUACUACAAUCCACAUGCAGCACCAGAGUCAGGCUGGUCGCUGGCAGGCUCUGAAGCAGCCGCAAAGCAAGGCAAGACAUCAUAUGCGCAGCAACAAUCUAGCACGGGGCUUUUGAACGCGCGGUACAUGCGUCAGAUUAGUUUGGGGAGUGUCCUGGGCUUGGCUACGGGGCUGGGGUUGCGGGUGUUUUCCAAGGCGCUUGUCUUUGUGCUAGGGGUUGGAAUUGUUCUUGUUGAGUGGGCCGCAUCGAAAGGAUAUACCCUCAUUCCCAUGAACACCUUGCAGAAAUACGCAAAAAAGGUCGAUAUACACCAGGCCACGAGGAAGAAUGUGCCAUUCAAAAUCAGCUUUGGCACGACAAUGGCAUUGGCCGCGUUUGCCAAUUUUGCAGAUUAUAGUUGA